Salvelinus namaycush (lake trout) is the source of this 1140-nucleotide messenger RNA. RefSeq names its product heparan sulfate glucosamine 3-O-sulfotransferase 2-like. Bases 1 to 1140 code for a protein of 379 amino acids. The transcript has 2 exons. Gene Ontology annotation, molecular function: [heparan sulfate]-glucosamine 3-sulfotransferase activity. Lineage: Eukaryota; Metazoa; Chordata; Actinopteri; Salmoniformes; Salmonidae. The record is from RefSeq and is a predicted model, not a curated record.
AUGGCAUGCAUUCUCCUCUAUAGCCGAGUUGCGCCGUCUUCAUAUAGGCAUACCAGGACAUGCAUCUGCAUAUUUUCCCUAUCUCUAUCACUAUCAUAUAUAUGCUACUGUCUCUUAUUUUCUUCUGAUGCUAUCAUGCAAAAACCAAGUGAUCCAACGCAGAACUGCCUGCGCCUCAGGAGUGAUGGAGGCAAAAAACUUCAGCAAAAAUCUCCUUACUGCACUUUGCCAUUGAACGCGAGAGGGACAAGGGAAAUAUCUCUCCAUGAAGCGAACCAAAGCAACGCCUCGGUUAAUCUCAACACAGUUCGGAAUAACACAUCAGACCGUCCUACCACUAACAACAUGGGCAGUGGGAAAUUCGGGAAUAAGAAGUUGCCAAAUGCCAUCAUUGUCGGUGUUAAAAAGGGCGGCACAAGAGCUGUCUUGGAGUUUAUAAGAAUCCAUCCGGACGUACGAGCGGUCGGCACAGAAACGCAUUUUUUCGACAGGAACUAUGACCGUGGACUAGACUGGUACAGAUGCCUGAUGCCACGGACUAUGGAGAGCCAGAUCACCAUGGAGAAGACGCCCAGCUACUUUGUAACAAGGGAGACACCUCGCCGGAUCUCCGCCAUGUCCCGGGACACCAAGCUGAUCGUGGUGGUGCGCGACCCUGUCACCCGGGUCAUCUCUGACUACACACAGACCCUGUCCAAGACACCUGACCUUCCCAGCUUCCAGGUUCUGGCCUUCCAGAACCAGAGUUUAGGAUUGGUUGACACGUCUUGGAACGCCAUCCGCAUCGGCAUGUACGCUCUGCACCUGGAAAACUGGCUCCGCUACUUCCCCCUGUCCCAGAUCCACUUCGUCAACGGGGAGCGGCUCAUCACGGACCCGGCUGGAGAACUGGCGCGGGUGCAGGACUUCCUGGGUCUGAAACGCAUCGUCACGGACAAACAUUUCUACUUCAACAGGACCAAAGGCUUCCCCUGCCUGAAGAAACCAGAGAGCAGCAGCUCACCCCGCUGCCUGGGCAAGUCUAAAGGUAGAACCCACAUUCAGAUAGAUCACGACACUAUCGAGCAGCUACGGGACUUCUACAGGCCAUACAAUGUCAAGUUUUACGAAAUGGUGGGUCAUGAUUUUAGAUGGGAAUAG